This is a messenger RNA of Torulaspora globosa, 3429 nucleotides long. RefSeq names its product Mdm1p (gene MDM1). The coding region runs from base 1 to 3429 and encodes 1142 amino acids. The record is from RefSeq and is a predicted model, not a curated record. Gene Ontology annotation, molecular function: phosphatidylinositol binding. Gene Ontology annotation, cellular component: intracellular membrane-bounded organelle. NCBI's taxonomy places the organism in Eukaryota, Fungi, Ascomycota, Saccharomycetes, Saccharomycetales, Saccharomycetaceae. The transcript has a single exon.
AUGGUGAAGAAUGCUUAUCGAAGUCAGUUUUACGGCGUUGCUUUAACGUUAGUUCUUUGUUCUGUCACGCAUAGGGUUGCGGCGAUAGCGAUAUUGGCUGGUAUCAUCGGUGCGACGGUUACAUUAGUUUGCAUUGCGAUCAAGUCAUCAUUUCCUGAGGUAGAGUAUCCUCGCGCAUCUAGACGUCUCAAGAGAACGAGUGAUCCGCCUGCGAGUUCAACAACGCAUCCAUCGAAUUGGGAGAACAGCGAUUUUGCGAGGAAUCAUCCUGGUAUUGCCAGGCAACUGGACGAGAUCUCGCAGCUUUUAGUUCAGAACUAUGUCAGCAGCUGGUUUCAGCAUAUCGAUGCAGCGGGCGCUUCUGGAUUUGAAGAAGCCGUGAAGGAAACAGUACGUGGAUCGGUAGCCAAGCUAGGUUCAUUGUUAGAGCAUAUGGAUGGAACGGGCUUGCUGGUAUUAAAGCUGGUGCCUCUUCUUACGAAACACUUUGAAGCCUUCCGCGUUGCCAGGCGAGCAGUGCAGGAUGAUAGGGCAUCGGCAGGUAACACGGAGCUGCAACUUGCAGUUGAGUACAAUAAGCUGCGCAAGUUACAUCAUUGUUUGUCACUGAGGCCUAGCUCUUUAGCUCAUGACGUUGAGGUACAUUUGACAGCUAAAAUGGAGAAGCUGCUACCUUUCCUAAUCGACGAGAAGGAAUUAAGCUCAACUUUUGUAUUCAUUUUGUUGAGGGAUAUCCUGGCCAUGUGCGCACUCAAACCGCUAGUCAUGAAACUGUCAAAUGCAGAUUUUUGGAAUCUGGCAAUGAUCUCGAUCUCAGAUAAAGUGCUGGAGGAGCAAGACCAAGUUUCGCAAGUCAGAAGAUUCCUAUCUAGAGAGUUGGAAGUGCAGAAUAGUGACGCGGUGAAGGCGGCCAGUAUCAAUACCGUAAGCCAUGUCGAGCAGGAACUGAGACCAGGAAUUACAGGCACACAAUUCGAACUCUACUUGAGACAGAUAAGUCAACUUAGCUCUGUCGAAAAUCUACAAAAGGAGCGGCUCUCAAUUGUUGCGAAGCUGCUGCGCCUUAGAAACGAUAAGAGCGUUCUAAACUCCUCAGAUUACCAGAAAAGAUUGUUGCUAUCUUUGAAUUUACUGCAAACAAGACUGAGAUCUGUUGACUCAAGAGGCACAUCGACAAAGCGCUAUGCGUAUACCGUCAAUUUGGCCGAUGCUAUGAAGAUUGCUGACCAGUUCGAGAGUUUCCUGAAGACCGUUAAGCUAACUGAUAUUCUACAGGAACCGAAAUGCUCAAUCUAUUUCGAGAAAUUUUUGACGAUAAAAUUGUACAGACGUGGAUUAUGUUACCUCAAUUUUUGGAAGUUGACCGAAAACAUGAGAAAUCCGCUUGAAGAUGCGCAUGAAGGCCUUAUCGUCACGAUCUCUCCUUGGGAAAUUGCGCAACUGCGGGAGACUGCUUUGCAAUUUUUUCAGAACGAGCAAUUAGAGUUCAUGAGGAUGUUGGAUCCUGGCCUUGUCACGAAUAUUUUACUUUUCAUAAAAGAUACCGGUAGCGAUACAAACCGUACUUUCCCUCUGGCUAGGAGAAGUAUCCUGCUGUUGCAAAGUGAAGCUCAGAGAAUUCUGGAAGAUGAUUUUUUCCAAACUUUCAAAGGCUCAAAUAUCUUUUUGGACAUGAUGGCGAGCGCAGAUUUUUCUGACACUGAAUCCUACGCCAGGAUUGUUGCUGAGUCGCAAUUCCGCGAGCUUUUAGCGAGCCCCAGAACACAAGAUCGUUUGACCGCUAUCAGAGUGUUUACCAAUCCUGAAGUUGAGAACGCCAUUGAAGAUAUAUUGAACAGAACUUCAAGUGAAAGAGAGCGUGGUUAUAUUAAGGUUCAGCAGAAUGGUGAGAUGAAAGGCAAUCCGUUGGAGAUCAAUGACAUAGAGCUUUAUAAGGAUACGCUCUUUCGGGAUGAAGACGAAGAUAACGAGGCGCUUAGUUUAAGAAAGCGUAGCGCGGCACCAGACGAAGUGCACGGUCCUCACCUGGUUGAAAAUGAGUCAAUCGGUGGCUCGCUUCAAAAGUUCGCGGAUUUGAAAGACGAAAUUGCGCGACUGACGGUCUCAGUAGACCAAAUUGACAAACAGCUUGAACUAUUGAAUCAUUUCAUUUUAAAAGCUGAGUUAACCAACAAUCAGAAACAGUUAAAGCUGCUGCGAAAAUCGCAACUUGCUUUGAUAAGGGAUAUGGACAACAAGGAGCUUUUAAAGCAACAGCUCAUCAUCUGCCAGAAUGCCAACAGCCUUUAUAAGAAAACGAAGGUUGCAAUCAAAUCCUAUUUUGUAGACAGUAGCCACAAUGAUGGGCGAGCGGUCGUUUACUACUUAAUUAGUGUUGAGCACAUUAACAAGGGUCAGGUUGCGACGUGGACCGUCCCAAGACGAUUCAACGAAUUUUACAAUCUGCAUAAUUACAUGAAGGCGAAGUAUAAAAGUUCACUGAAAAGCGUUAGACAUAGGGAAUCAUUUCCAAAAAAAGUGUCACUAUUCCUGAGUCUUCAAACAAGAGAAAUGCUGCGUCGAGAGCGGAAAAUAAAGCUAGAAAGAUACAUCAGAACACUGCUUAAACUACCAGAGAUAUGUCAAGACGAUCUACUUAGGAAGUUUUUGACUGACUCUACUGCAUUUAGCGAAUCAAGCAUCAUUAUAACUUCAAUCAACUCGAAAGAAGCGAAAGAAAGCAGCAGCGCGGAGGGCUCUAUUCGUUCCUUGACUCCGGAGAAUGAUGUAAUACGACAGAACAACUCAUCUUGCGCAGCAGUCGCAUUAGACGCAAGUGAUGAAAACGAUGACGAAUUUAGCUUCUUCGAGGAUGGACGAAGUUCUAUCGAGAGUAAUGACAUUCAAACAAACGAACACGAUAGAACUUUCGUAAAAGCAAUUUGUGACAUGUUCAUCUCUGUAUUUUUGCUGAACAAGGCGAAUACUGGGUGGCUCAGAGGGCGGGCAAUUGUUACAAUUUUACAGCAAUUGAUGGGCAGUGCUAUUGAGAAGUAUAUCGUGGAUACUAUGGCCAGACUAACCUCAGAAUCUCAGAUAUCUGGUUUUCUUACGCUGCUGAAGGACAAACUGCGGGAGAAUGGCGUAAGAAGAAAUGAAAGAAGCAAGCCUGAGCGCUUGCCGGCAGAAAUAGAAAGAACUAGAGCAAGAUCCAAAAUUAUGUUCAAAUGCUUAUUUACCGAAGUUUGUGGAAAAGUGGUCGGAUUAAAGAAUGCACAGGAAGCGGCUGCUCUGCUUCAUGAAAUGGCUCAAAACUCAUACCUGACUACCAGUCUACUUUUGGAGAUUCUCGAUACGCUUUACGAGGAAUUGCUACUGUGCAGUAGGCAGAUAAGCUGUGACACUCAGUCACCGAAAAGUUCACCUGUUGAGACGCGGAAUCUUGACUAA